AUGGUUUGGGGUACAAAAACAACUCAGAAGUCAUGGUGUCAGGCUGGAAUUGUGUUGGAACAAACCUCACUUGGGUCAUCAAUAAGCUGCUUGGCUCUGCUGCACAUCAUUUUCUGCUUGGCUCUUGGAGUAGCAGCUGCACAUCAGGCUGGUGCUUUCACCGUCACUGGCCUCCCUGGAUAUACUGGCUAUGUGCCUGGGAAGGUGGCGGAAAAUGUGCACGCGCUGACCUUCCAAAAGGCCAACGAGCGAGCCAUUGCCGAGGCCCAGAUGCGGAAGUUUGGCCAGACUCCUUUGAUCUAUCGCGGGCGCAGCUAUGACGGUCCAGCUCCAGGAGCAGAAGUGCCAGGAUACACUGGAUUUAUUCCGGGACGCUACGCCAACAACGUGAUCGGCUCCACCUUUGCCAAGGGGGCCGGGAGGCCCAGAAAGAGGUUCCGAGAUAUCUGA
Molecule: messenger RNA, 450 nt
Organism: Durusdinium trenchii
Lineage: Eukaryota; Dinophyceae; Suessiales; Symbiodiniaceae
Source: the annotation of a GenBank genome assembly